This is a messenger RNA of Uloborus diversus, 5526 nucleotides long. Its product is annotated as BTB/POZ domain-containing protein KCTD3-like. The record is from RefSeq and is a predicted model, not a curated record. Bases 68 to 2251 code for a protein of 727 amino acids. Gene Ontology annotation, molecular function: protein binding. NCBI's taxonomy places the organism in Eukaryota, Metazoa, Arthropoda, Arachnida, Araneae, Uloboridae. Gene Ontology annotation, biological process: protein homooligomerization. The transcript is spliced from 18 exons.
GGUGAAUCUCAUUACGCGAAUACAGUAUUGCUUGUAAAUGUGUUAAUUUUUUAGUAAUUAGGGUAUAAUGUGUCAUUAUAUGCUGCCGGGAGACAUCGUACGUUUAAAUGUUGGAGGAACUAGGUUAUCUACAUCACGUCAAACAUUGACAUGGGUCCCUGAUUCAUUUUUUACUAGCAUGCUGAGUGGAAGAAUAUCCACACUGAAAGAUGAAACUGGUGCUAUUUUCAUCGAUCGGGAUCCCAAUUUAUUCAGCAUAAUUUUAAAUUAUAUGAGAACAAAAGAUAUUGAUCUCAGGGGUAUUGACAUUAGCACACUGAGACAUGAAGCUGAAUUUUAUGGAAUAUCACCUUUAGUUAAGCGCCUUAUUCUUUGUGAAGACUUGAACCAUUCCUCUUGUGGAGACGUCCUUUUUCAUGGAUAUUUGCCUCCAGCUGUUGGCCCACCUAAUGAUCAACUAACAAAAACAAUUGAUAAGAAAGAACCUAAUGUUUCAAGAACUGAAAAUAUUUGUUCUUCGGGAAAUCAUGUUGCAAGCAAUAAUGCAUGUAGUGAUGCUCGGCCUGGCUUAGUGUUUAGAGUAUUAUCUGAUCAUUCACAUCAAAGAACAGCUUCGGUUUCUAUUCCUCGUAAUACAGAAAUUUGGUCUCCUUCAUCUUUGUCUCGUAGUUCAUCUGAUAUUAGAAACAUCGGAAGAGGGCAUUCAAGAACAUCAUCUUUAGAUAUGCGUCAUUCAAGGAACUCUUCUGCUGAUUUGAGCAAGAAUUUUAAAAUAGAUUUUGGUUCUUUUUUUAGCACUCAUGGUUCAUAUAGUUGGACUGACCCGCUUCGUGUUCGCAUUGUGAAAGGACACCAUAAUUGGAUAGCUGUAGCUUAUGCUCAUUUUGUUUGCUGUUAUAGGUUACGAGACUCUGCUGGCUGGCAAUCGGCUUUUAUGAGUCCAUAUAUUGAAACUGUUGUAGAUAGAAUAGCAUUAAAUGCUAAAGUUGUAUCUAAUCCUGUUGAAAAUAGUACAAAAAUGCUUGCUAUUUCAUAUGGUGCACAAGUUCGACUUUGGGGAAUCACAGAUGAUGGAGUUAAGUCAGAUAUAGGUACUUUUCAUUUCACUACAUCCGUGGAUCAUUUGUUUUUCAUUGGUAAUCAGCUUGUAGCUUUAAGUCAUACUGGAAAAGUGGGUGUUUGGCAUGCUAUGACUCAACAUUGGCAAAUUCAAGAUGUCAUUCCUAUCACAAGCUUUGAUACAGCUGGGUCAUUCUUGCUCUUAGGAUGUAAUAAUGGAUCAAUAUAUUAUAUAGACAUGCAAAAGUUUCCUCUUCGAAUGAAAGAUAAUGAUUUGCUUGUUACGGAGUUAUAUCAUGAUCCAUCAAAUGAUAUCAUCACUGCAAUUAGUGUAUACCUAACUCCAAAAACUAGUCUUUGUGGAAAUUGGAUUGAAAUAGCAUAUGGAACCAGCUCUGGAACUGUGCGUGUUAUUGUACAGCAUCCUGAAACAGUCGGACAUGGGCCUCAGUUAUUUCAAACUUUUACUGUACAUAGAAGCCCAGUUACAAAAGUUGUUUUGUCAGAAAAAUUCCUUAUAUCAGUUUGUUCAGAAUAUAAUCAUGCGAGAACAUGGAGCGUUACCAGAUUUCGUGGUAUGAUUUCAACUCAACCAGGCUCAACUCCUUUAGCAUCUUUUAAAGUGAUCUCUUUGGAAGAUAUGGAACCCAAUACGAGUUAUCUUGCUGGAAAUGAUAGUGGUCCUUAUGGUGAACAAGAUGAUGAGCAAGUUUUCAUUCAAAAAGUAGUUCCAGAAACUGAUCAACUCUAUGUGCGUUACGCUUCAACUGGAAAAAGAAUUUGCAUAAUUAGAUCUAUUGACGGUACUACAAUAACUGCUUUCUGUGUCCACGAAUGUGAAGGCUCAAAUAGGAUGGGAUCAAGACCUAGACGAUAUAUUUUCACUGGACAUAGCACUGGUGCAAUUCAGAUGUGGGAUCUCACCACAGCUCUAGACCUUGCUGCGAAAGGAGAAUCAACUGCAAAUUUAGCUGGUGGACCAUCUCCCCAUGAAAUGAUUCGCUUGUUAGACCAGUGUGAUCUUACUAACUCUCACUGUUCCACUCCUUGCAUAAGCCCAUCAGUAGCAAAUAUUGGACCAAGUGUGCGACUAAAAGCUGCCAAUCUUGCAUUUUUGUGCCAUGAAGCAAAGUUGUUCUCGGAAAAUGAAACUGUAACAGAAGCAGACAACACUAAAAUAACUCAUUGUUGAUUAGAACUUUGUUUAGGUUUUAAAAAAAUAUGGACAUGUAAUGGAACUGUAGGUCAUUUUAUGUAAUGAUACUGGUGAUACAAGACAACUGUGAAGGAUAUUGUGAUUUUUCCGACAUAUCUUGACUUUUAUAUGCAUGUUAUUGUGAGGACGUUGAGCAUAUCAAUGAUGCCUCAAAAGUUGUAGGUGAUCAAAAUGAACUCUCAUUUACUGUUAAAACUAAAUAAUAGGGAAAAUGUACUUUGACACACAAUACUUUUGAGGUGAGUGAUACAAAUGGCAGCAUCUUUAGUAUCAAAAUAUAAACUCAGAUUGCUCUCCCCACCCUUAAAAAUAUAUUGUAUUUUUAUUUAUUUUUUAUUUAAUAAGUCAUAUUAUUAUUUUUUUAAUAAAGCUUAUCAUUAUUACUACUUUUACUGCUUUUCAAAGAAAAGUUUUGUAUGCCCAAAACUAAUAUGUGCCAAAAACAAAUUGUUAAAGAAAGUUGACAUUUUCAAAUAAAUAUUUUGUGUUUAAACCCUUUAUAUAACUCCAAAAGUAUAAAAAUCUAAUUAUUGUAAAACCUGCAUAAGUUAACCAUUUGCAGUGCAGUACCUAUUUGGUAAACUUGUAGAGGUUGGUAUAUAUGAUAGAGGUCUAAUUCUGUACCUGACAAAAGCAGUCAACUUAAACAAGUGGUCAACUUUACUAUUUUUACUGUAUUUGUCAAGGUUCUUGAAGGGGAAAAAAAUAAUUUUGUUCCAAAAGUAAAAUUAUCCUUUGGGUCAUGAUUGCAGUUAUGUAUCAGAAGUGAAUGUAAUAGAUAUUAUUUUGCUGCUAUGUUUGUAAAACUAACCUUUUGAUAAUUCAUGCAAGGUAUUUUGAUCAUGAAGUGUUUUUGAAGCAACAUGUACAAGGUCUCCCAUCAAGAUCAUAUAAAAUGUGCAGCCAGGAAUACAUUUGAAUGACUCGUAGCACUUAGAAAAUACCGGGAUAACUGUUUCUGUACCACAAAUAUUUCUCACUAAAAAUGUGCAUGCAAAGUUAUGAGGCUAUGCCUGGUACCCAGGGCAAGAUGACAAGUGGGGACAAGAUGAAGAAUGUCAUUAAAAUUUUUUUAGGCAAAAGAUUAUUGCUUUACUUAUGAGUUGGUAAGAAAACAAGUGUGUUAGACCCUACUGAACAAAGUAGACAGGUUCAUCUAUUGUUGAUCAAAUGUUUAUUAUUUGAGGAUUGUGCAAAGUUAUUUUUUGUUCAUUGUAUAUAAGGUUUCAUCAGUUCUAAGUAAGUCAUAUUUAUUUCCAUUCACUGUUUUAAUUAAUAUUUAUUAUAGCUUAGACAUACAAUUUGCAGCAUAGCUGACUGAAUUUCAAUCUAAUUAAGUAAAAUGACAGUUCAUAAAUCUCUGCCACAUGAGGCAAGAUGACUAACUUGUCAUCGCUUUCAGAGAAAAUCAUGUUACCAUAUUAGGGUUACCAGCAUCCAUCACUUAUCUAUAGCAACUAGUGUAUGUUACAUUUUUAGUACCACUGAAAACUUUUUUUCUGGUCAAGCCUUCAAUAUUUUUUUGCGUAUGUCUAAAUGAUUCUGUUAUGGAAAAAUAUUUCUUAUUUCCUUUGUAUUUUUUUUAUUAUGUAUUAACAAAAAUUGUAAUUGUGCAUGCUAGAUGCCCCAUCGCUAUAAACCUACAGGGUGAUUCAAUAAUAAUAGUAGGUUUUCUUGACUACCAAUUUAAGAACGUUGAACCUACAGCUCUCUGGUGUGGCUUAAAUGAAAGAGCAAAUUGUAAAGUUCCUAUUGGCUACCACUAGAUGUCUCUGUGUGUUAUAUGUGUCCCAAGCAUUAUUUUUUAUUCAGUUUGUCAAAAUAGAAAUCAGGGUAGAGGAAUUAGCACUUAACACCAUGUGAUUUUUUCCUAUCUGGAUAUGUAAAAGAUACUAUGGUUAUAUCCCUCACCUGCUACUCCUGAUGAACUAAAGAAUUGAAUCACUGCAGCAAUUGGGUGUGUGCUUCUGUGAUUGGGUACAUGCUACAAGGUGUAUAUAGGUACGAUAUUGUUCAGGCAUGAGGAAGAAAGAACAUGAAUAUCCAUAGAACAUGGAACCAUAGAACAUCCUUAGAAUGAUUUAAGAUGCUUAAAAAAAAUUCAAUUUUUGCAUCAUUUUUACUCUUAAUAAUAUACAAACAUAAAACCUUACCAUUCUUUUUGAAUCAGUCUUGUUUUCUUUUUAUUUUAAACAAAAUUGUCAUCUUGCCCAAUGUUAAAAGGCAUCUUGCACCCUUUUUGUGGGCAAGAGGAUAAAUAAUAUCAUUUUCCAAAAAUGACUUAAUUUUUCUUGAAGUUUUACAAUCAUUUUUAUGUUAAUCACUUAGCUUUAUAAAUUGUCUCACCUCAAGAAUUAAAGAUGACAAAGUAUCAGUUUACAAGUUUUCACAUCAGUGAAAAGUAAAACUAUGAAUAUUGUCAUCUUCCUUUUGCUCCCCUACUGGUUAGAAAUCUAUUGAAUAACAUUUUUUGCAUAUGCUCAUGUGAGAAGAUGUUCCUAAUGUCUACUGCACACAUAUCAACACGUGCAACUGAGCCAUGUAAUAGCAAACUUCAUGUGUGUUUUUCAUGCAUCAGAUAUAGUGUUAACUUUUUUUUUCAAAAAUACAGUUUUUAUGUUCUCCAAGCAGAGAAUCAAUCUUUGAAGUUUUUGUGGUCCUACUCGGACAACUUGUUUCAUGUGACAAAACACUGCAUUUUCAAUUUAAAAGUAUCAAAAUGUUCAAAAAGUUGCGCUCCAUGUAAUAAUGAUUGUUAUAGCUAAAACAUUUGUUAUAUGAUUUUUUUACACAUAAUUAUGGUCAAAACUAGACCUAAUUACACAGGAUAAAAUAAAAAGUGUACUAUCCAAAACUUCUCUUAAUCAAUGGAUUUUUUAGUCAUCGGAGCGAUGCUAGGCUCUCCGUUUCAAGACUUUAAAUGCAUUCCUCACAGUAGCAAUUUUAAGGAUUUGGCCCAAUAACUAGCUAUUCUUCAUCUCUCUCAUCAGUUUCAUCCUACAUUUGUUUUCCUAUUACAUUCUGAAAACCUUCUGAUUCUUUUAAUGUGGAAGCUACAGGGAUAUUUUGAUUUUUCUGAUUAUUUUAAUAUGAAGGCUAUAGGGAUAUUUUGAUCCAUCUAUGAAGCAAAAUCUUAGGAAAUUCCUCUGAUAUAAUAUUUUAUCUUUUUAGUUUCUUUGUCAACCAUUCUAUAAAAACCCUGAGAAUAGAAGGCAGUUUCUAAUUGUUUGAAACACUAUGAUUAGAAAAUU